GGGGUAUCGAGGGGCUCCAGGGCCUCCUGUCCCCCUCUAGGGUUCCCCUUGGGCUCCUGCUGUCCCCGUCCCGCGUGGGGACCCGGUCGGGUGUUUCUCCCUCCCACGGGGUCUACGCGUUCCCCCGUAGCGGCUCCUUCUCCCGCAACUUCUCGUAGCCCGGGUGGGGGCUGCGGGGCUGUUCCCCGUCCCCGGUGCGGCCCCCGCCCCUGAGCCCCUUGUCCCGCAGACCAUGUCGCCGGACGAGGACGUGCAGCGGCUCCUGAUCCAGUUCCGGGACGAGGCGGGGGAGUCCCUGGGCUCCCCCUUCGACGUCCCGGUCACCAUCACCCCGGACAAGCUGCAGCUGGUCUGCAACGCCCUCCUGCAGAAGGAUGAGCCGGUACCUCUGGCCUUCUUCGUCCAUGAUGCCGAGAUCGUGGCGUCGCUGGAGAAGACCCUGGCGGGGCAGAGCGUGGAGACGGAGAAGGUCCUGGACAUCAUCUACCAGCCGCAGGCGGUGUUCAGGGUGCGGGCGGUGACCCGCUGCACCAGCUCCCUGGAAGGACACACCGAGGCCGUCAUCUCCGUGGCCUUCAGCCCCACGGGAAAGUACCUGGCGAGCGGCUCUGGAGACACCACCGUCCGCUUCUGGGACCUCAGCACGGAGACGCCACAGUUCACGGCCAAAGGUCACCGGCACUGGGUGCUCAGCAUCGCCUGGUCGCCCGAUGGCAAGAAGCUGGCUUCGGGCUGCAAGAACAGCCAGAUAUUUCUCUGGGACCCAGCCACGGGCAAUCAGAUCGGCCGGGUGCUCUCUGGCCACUCCAAAUGGAUCACGUGUCUGUGCUGGGAGCCGCUCCACAUAAACCCAGAGUGCCGCUAUCUGGCGAGUGCCUCCAAGGAUGGCAGCAUCCGCAUCUGGGACACGCUGAUGGGCAGGUGUGACAAAAUCCUCACAAGCCACACACAGUCAGUGACAUGUGUGAAGUGGGGAGGCGAUGGCUUGCUCUACUCUUCCUCCCAGGACAGGACCAUCAAAGUCUGGAGGACCCAGGACGGGGUCCUGUGCCGCACCUUGCAGGGCCACGCUCACUGGGUGAACACCAUGGCCCUUAGCACUGACUACGUUCUCCGCACCGGUGCCUUCGAACCUGCUGAAGCCACCAUCAACCCACAGGAUGUGAGCGGCUCCUUGGCAGAACUGAAGGACAGGGCACAGCAGAGGUAUGACCAAGUCAGGGGCAAGGAACCAGAAAGGCUCGUCUCGGGCUCAGAUGAUUUCACGCUGUUUCUUUGGAGACCAGCAGAAGACAAGAAGCCACUGGAGAGAAUGACGGGCCACCAAGCAUUGAUUAACCAAGUCCUCUUCUCGCCAGACACCCGGCUAAUAGCUAGUGCUUCCUUUGACAAGUCCAUAAAGCUCUGGGAUGGUAGGACAGGAAAAUACCUGACGUCGCUGAGAGGACACGUCUCGGCUGUGUAUCAGAUCGCCUGGUCAGCCGACAGCCGCUUGCUGGUGAGCGGGAGCAGUGACAGCACGCUGAAGGUCUGGGAUGCCAAGACAAAGAAACUGGCCAUCGACCUCCCCGGCCAUGCAGACGAGGUGUAUGCAACAGAUUGGAGCCCGGACGGACAGAGGGUAGCGAGUGGAGGGAAGGAUAAGUGUUUGCGGAUAUGGCGUCGAUAGGAGCAGUGACAUGAAGCCACCAGUCCUGUCCUAAGCUGGCCUGCCCUUACCACAAUCUGCCUGGGAGAUCUGCGAGGUGAUGGACAAUGGAGGCUGACUGGAGCACGACUCCCUGUUCCUGUUGGCUGCUCUCCCUCAUGGACUCUUUCCUUAUAUUUAUUUAAGGAAAUUUUAAUUCUAGUUCUUAUUAAGAGCUGUGCUUUGCAGGAUGAUUUCCUCUGAAUAUUACAGGAGGGAUAUCUCAUCUGC
Calidris pugnax (ruff) is the source of this 1918-nucleotide messenger RNA. It is a transcript of the gene NLE1, whose product is annotated as notchless homolog 1 (Drosophila). Gene Ontology annotation, cellular component: nucleolus. NCBI's taxonomy places the organism in Eukaryota, Metazoa, Chordata, Aves, Charadriiformes, Scolopacidae. The record is from RefSeq and is a predicted model, not a curated record. The transcript is spliced from 12 exons. The coding region runs from base 233 to 1669 and encodes 478 amino acids. Gene Ontology annotation, molecular function: protein binding. Gene Ontology annotation, biological process: ribosomal large subunit assembly; Notch signaling pathway.